AUGGCAGCCAGCGGCAUCUCCCCCGAGCAGUUCACCAAGAUCAAGGAGCUCGAGCUGAUGCCGGCCAGAGUUCUCGAGGAGGAGGCCGACAGCCUGUGCGGGGUGCGGGGCUGCCCGAGUCCCGGCGGCCUGGAGGCCCCGCAGCCCGGGCCCCCGCAAGCGGCGCCAGCGCCGGUGCCAGGCUCCCCGCCGCAGCCCGCCAGGCCGGGCCCGGGCCUGCCGAGCGUGCACCUGCCGGCCCGGGGCGCGGGGCUGCCCGAGGCCGAGUGGCUGGGCCCGCAGCCGCCGCAGGAGGUGCAGGCGCUGCUGCGGGAGGCGGUGGCCGGCCUGCCCUCGCUGCUGUGGCUGAGCGAGGAGCGCGAGGGGCAGGCGUGCGUGGCCUUCCAGGAGGAGCUGUGCCCGCUGCAGGACUUGGGCGUGAUGCAGUUCCACGUGCUGGAGCAGGGCGCCGUCGGGCUGGCCGGCCAGCUGCAGAGGAGCCAGCAGGAGGAGCCACUGGCGUUGGCAGGAGGGUUCAGUGACGUGCCCCCCGAGCAGCUCUUCCUCCUGGAGGCCGAGCCCGCGGACGAGGCAGGCAACGAAAUCCUUCUGACCAUUUCAAGUUUGAACGUGGAGAGCCGCGGAGAGGAGCCCAGUGCCGCCCCCACACAGGUGGGGGAAGCCGGCCCUGCCAAGGGGGACAAGGAGACCAAAGAAGCGAGCCGGACCUUCUGCUGCAAUGUGUGCGACUUCUCCUCUUCUCGGGCCUCGAGCUUAAAGCGUCACAUGAAGACGCAUUCCAGCGAGAAGCCACACCUAUGUCACCUGUGCCUGAAGGCCUUCCGCACGGCCAGCCUCCUGCGCAACCACAUUAACACGCACACGGGAAACAGGCCCUACAAGUGCGGGGACUGCGACAUGGCCUUUGUCACCAGCGGCGAGCUGGUCCGCCACCGGCGGUACAGGCACACCCACGAGAAGCCCUUCAAGUGCUCCCUGUGCAAGUAUGCCAGCGUGGAGGCAAGCAAACUGAAGCGUCACAUCCGCUCACACACGGGCGAGCGCCCCUUCCAGUGUGGCCUGUGCAGCUACGCCAGCAAGGACGCCUGCAAGCUGAAGAGACACAUGCGGACCCACUCAGGAGAAAAGCCGUACGAGUGCCACGUGUGCCACGCCCGAUUCACCCAGAGUGGCACCAUGAAGAUCCACAUUAUGCAGAAGCACAGCGAGAACGUCCCCAAGUACCAGUGCCCUCACUGCACCACCCUCAUCGCCAGGAAGAGCGACCUGCGUGUCCAUCUGCUUAACCUGCACACUUACCAGACCACCGAGCUGAAGUGCCGCUACUGCCCGGCUGUCUUCCACGAGCGCUAUGCCCUCCUUCAGCACCAGAAGACCCACAGGGAUGAGAAGCGCUUCAAGUGCAGCCACUGCAGCUAUGCCUGCAAGCAGGAACGCCACAUGACCGUGCAUGUACGCACCCACACGGGCGAGAAGCCGUUCGUCUGCCUCUCUUGCAAUAAGUGUUUCCGACAGAAGCAGCUGCUCAAUGUCCACUUCCGGAAGUACCAUGAUGCCAGCUUUGUGCCCACUGUGCAUCAGUGCCCCAAGUGCGGCAAGGGCUUUUCCCGCUGGAAUAACAUGAACCGCCACGCCGAGAAGUGCGACCCGCCGGGGCAGGCAGCGGUGGCCCAGGGCAGGAGAAGGAGAAAGGCCAGGGACGCGCCCGAGGCAGCGCUCAGGGAAGAAGAGCCUGGCAUCCAGGAGGCUGCGUGGGAGGAGGCCUUGGUGCCGAAGGAAGGACUGCUCCCUGAGGUGCUGGAUCCUGCCCUGGACGGAGUGCCCGCGGCUGGAAGCCAGGAGCCGGAACAAGGCCUGACGUGCGAGAUGCUGCUGAACGCAAUGGACCAGUAA
This is a messenger RNA of Ochotona curzoniae (black-lipped pika), 1893 nucleotides long. It is a transcript of the gene CTCFL, whose product is annotated as CCCTC-binding factor like. Lineage: Eukaryota; Metazoa; Chordata; Mammalia; Lagomorpha; Ochotonidae. The transcript is spliced from 10 exons. The record is from RefSeq and is a predicted model, not a curated record. Bases 1 to 1893 code for a protein of 630 amino acids.